AUGCCGACGAAGGCUUUGGGAGAAACCCUGAAAGAGUACGAAGUGGUCGGCCGCAAGCUUCCCACCGACAAGGAGCCGGUGACUCCCAUUUGGAAGAUGCAGAUCUUCGCUUCGAACCAUGUGAUUGCAAAGUCGCGCUUCUGGUACUUCGUUUCCAUGUUGCGUCGUGUCAAGAAAGCAAAUGGGGAGAUUUUGUCGUGUAAACAGGUAUUCCCCAGGAAAGUUGCUGGUUCGGUGAAAAACUAUGGUGUUUGGCUAAAAUAUGAUUCUCGUACUGGGCACCACAAUAUGUACAGAGAGUAUCGAGAUGUUACUGUGGCUGGAGCAGUCACGCAGGCCUAUCGCGACAUGGGAGCCCGUCACCGUGCCCAGGCAGACCGGAUCCACAUCCUGAAGGUGCAAGCCGUGAAGGCGGCGGACACCAAGAGGGCCGGGAUUAAGAUGUUCCACGACUCGAAGAUCAAGUUCCCGCUUCCGCAUCGCGUCACGAAGAGGAGGAACGUGUCGCAGUUCACAACCAGACUCCCCACCACUCACUUCGCUUAG
Angiostrongylus costaricensis is the source of this 546-nucleotide messenger RNA. The record is from the annotation of a GenBank genome assembly. NCBI's taxonomy places the organism in Eukaryota, Metazoa, Nematoda, Chromadorea, Rhabditida, Metastrongylidae.